AUGGCUUUAAGUAAUCUUUCUAUUGCUUUAUCUGUUGUAUCUGCAAUUUUCUUACGUUUCAGAACGACAGCACUUCUUGAAGAUUAUGUUCAAUUGAUGAAUUCUGAUACAGAUACUGUAAGAGAUGAGCUGGAUUUUGAGUUCUUGGGAAACCGAAGUGGGCAGCCUUAUACUGUUCAAACCAAUAUCUAUGCUCAUGGAAAGGGUGACAGGGAACAAAGAGUUAACCUUUGGUUUGAUCCUGCUGCAGAUUUCCAUACUUACACGAUUAUGUGGAACCAUCAUCAUAUUGUGUUCUAUGUUGAUGAAGUGCCGAUCAGAGUUUACAAGAACAAUGAAGCUAGGAACAUCCCAUAUCCAAAGUUCCAGCCAAUGGGAGUGUAUUCAACACUGUGGGAAGCUGAUGAUUGGGCAACAAGAGGAGGCCUGGAGAAAAUUGAUUGGAGCAAAGCUCCUUUCUUAGCCUACUACAAGGACUUUGACAUUGAAGGAUGUCCUGUGCCAGGGCCAGCAAACUGUGCCUCAAGCCCUAGUAACUGGUGGGAGGGGACUGCUUACCAAGCCCUCAAUGCCAUGGAAGCUAGAAGAUACAGGUGGGUUCGUAUGAACCAUAUGAUCUACAAUUACUGCACCGACAAGUCUCGAUACCCGGUUACCCCGCCGGAGUGCAUGGCAGGCAUCUGAAAUCUUAUCCAAAGUUCCAUAUCCAAACUCAACUGUCCAGAAUAUUGAUAUACCAUACGUUUCAUGUCAUACUCUACGUACACGCCUGCCUUUGUACAAUAAUAGCUAUAUAUGUUAUAAGAGAGCCAUGCAAAAAAUUGGGGUUAUUAUAAAGGAAAAUAAGUUAUUCUUGUGUGCAUAUAAUUGUGAAGUGAAAGGUAGGGUUCCUGGAAUGGGCAAAGUCAAUUUCUAAUUGUAGACAAGUAUUGUCUGUAUUUGGAGCAUAUUAUUUUGUGCCUAAUAAAAGCUUUCAUCAAAAGGAUAAUUUAUUAA
Messenger RNA from Durio zibethinus, 996 nucleotides. The record is from RefSeq and is a predicted model, not a curated record. Lineage: Eukaryota; Viridiplantae; Streptophyta; Magnoliopsida; Malvales; Malvaceae.